AGAAGCACAUAUAAAGAAAAGGAAGAUCACAUGUUAUUAUAAUCCCCUCUGCAGCCAGACAGGACCAUAGAACUGCCCCGUUAGGAGCUAGAGAUGAGCUUUAGAGGCUGAAAGGGAGGCAGAGGGAAAACUUGAACGACUCCCCGGCCCUGGGAGGGAAGGAAGGACCCCGAGCCCCCAGGACUGCCCUCCGGCCCCUUCGCUCCCCUCCCGCCCUGGGCACCACAGCGAGCACGGACGGGGGGGGUCCCGCGAUCCCGGAGAGCCGCCCUUGAGAUCGGGUUUUCCCCUCAGCCCCUCCGCACGCUUCGCCGUGUGAAGCAAAUCCCUGGCAGCCGGGGGAGUAGCGGCUUCCGUGACAGCGGAAAUAAACUAAAAUAAAGCAAAGCGAAAUAAAAAGAGAGAAGAGCCAAAGGAGCACUUGCUUCUCAUCAUCGCUUAGCGAGAGGAAAAAAAACAACAAACCAACCACCAACAACAAAACAACCAACAACUCACUUUUUCUUAUAACCCUCUGCUGCAGGGAGCAAAGGGAAAGAAGGCACCGGGGCAGAGCCGCUAACAAAGCAGGGGUCGGACCCUAUCGGCACCCCGACUGACAGCGGGAGGGGUGAGGAGUAGGGGAGGCUCCGGCAAAGCCAGGAGCAGAAAUGAAAGUUUCGAAAUAGCAUUCAAAGAGCCGCAAAAGCCCGGAGCGAUCGGAGCUCUUCCUGCGCAGCAUCAGCUCCCCAUGGUGCAUCCCCGGCGCUGCAGCGGGGAUGUGAGCGGCCCCGGCCCGCUGCGUGGAGCGGGUGGAAGCACCGAAACUCCCCGUUAUUUAUUUAUUUAUUGGAAGCGAUGUACGGGUGACACCCAGAAGGCAUCUGAGCCCUGAGGGGGAAAAAAAAAAGAAGAAGAAAAGCCUCCCGAUCCAAAAGGAAAACAAGAAGAAUGAGACAGCAGCCUUGACCCCUACACUGAGGGGAAGGUGAGCAGAAGGAAAGAAAGACAACACAGGAAAGCCAUGCAAGCACCAAACCUGUAGAUUACUGCAGCUAUUUUUGCUUCACUGAAGACAGAUAUUUUACUGACAGUCAUGCAGCGUAAAGGCAUCAUGCUGAUUGUGUUCUUGGAAUGUUUUAUUUCUGGCCAUGGAGAAGCAGAUCCCGUGAGGCUACGAGCCUUCCGCUGCAGUGGCCGUUCCUGCAACCCUCCGGUGGGAAACCUCGCCACAGGGAGGACACCCAGCACUCUCACCACGUGCGGGCAGAACAGCACAGAGCUAUACUGCUCCUACCCAGACCAAAGCAUCCUCCAUCCAGCCUCCCAUGGCUGCGGGCAGCCUCGCUGCACCAAGUGCAAUGCCAACCAGCCUGAUAACUCCCACCUCCCUGCUGACAUGACCGAUGAUUUCUUUGCAAACCCAAUGUCCUGGUGGCAGUCUGCCCAAGGGGUGCACAGGGAAGAAAUUAGGCUGGACUUUGAAACAGAGUUCUACCUGACACACGUCAUUGCUGUGUUCAAGUCACCUCGCCCAGCUGCGAUGGUGUUGGAAAGGUCCCAGGACUAUGGGCAGACGUGGAGGCCCUACAAAUAUUUCUCUGUCAACUGUACUGCGACUUUUGGGCUCCAGGAUGACCUCACUGAGGAAGGCUCCAUGUGCACUUCCAGAUAUUCAGAUGCAGUACCCUGUACCAGAGGAGAGGUGAUCUAUCGUGCCUUAACUCCAUCUAACAAGAUUGAAGAUCCCUACAGUCCUGAGGCUCAAGAUCUCCUGAAACUCACCAACCUUCGCCUCCUUUUGUUAAAAAGGCAGGAAUGUCCAUGCCGUGGUUUGGGAUUGGUAGAGAAACCUCAGAGGUUUGCCCACUAUGCUAUUUACGACCUGAUCAUCCGGGGCAGCUGCUUUUGCAAUGGGCAUGCAGAAGAAUGUGAACUUGCCAACAGGACGGGAGAAGUGGAGAAUGUGGUCCAUGGGAAGUGUGUGUGCAGACACAAUACAGCAGGGGACCACUGUGAGAAAUGCGCACCGCUAUACAAUGAUCAGCCUUGGAAGCCAGGAGAUGGAAAAACUGGGGCACCAAAUGAAUGCAAAAAGUGUCGCUGUCACAACCAUGCUGACAGCUGCCAUUUUGAUCUGAGUGUUUGGCUGGCAUCAGGGAAACACAGUGGUGGAGUCUGUGACAACUGCAAGCAUAACACAGAGGGACAUCGGUGUCAGAGGUGCAAACCAGGGUAUUACAGAGAUAGAGGGAAACCCAUGUCUUCUGCAGAGGUCUGCAAACCUUGCUCCUGCCAGCCAAUGGGUUCAGCCAACGCAACGCUCAGCCGGAGCUGGCGAUGCCACCCCAAGACGGGAUUCUGCUACUGCAAGCCAGGUGUGGCGGGCCCCAACUGCGAUAGAUGUCUCAUGGGCUACUGGGGCUUUGGAGAAAAUGGCUGUCGUCCUUGUGACUGUGCCAGAGACUGCGACCAACAUACUGGAAGCUGUUUCAAUGGCUAUGACAACGAGCCAUUCUUUAACAUCCCCAUUGGGGGACGAAUCCCUGACCUUGUGCAAACACCAACUAAUGAGAGCGAAGAUGAGUGGAAAUGGAAUGACCACGAGCAGGGAUUUUCUGCUCUGAGACACCCAGAAAAGUGUGUGUGCAAAGAGAAGGUGCUUGGAAGCGUCACUGACUUCUGUCAAAUGAAAUACGCUUAUGUGAUAAAAGCAAGAAUCCUGUCAGCUCAUGACAAAGGGACACAUGCAGAAGUUGUUGUGAAAGUGAAGAAGAUUCUGAAGUCCGGUAAAGUGAAAAUUGCUCGGAGCAACAGAAGCAUUUACCCAGAAUCCUGGACCAACAGGGGAUGUACUUGUCCCAUUCUCAAUCCUGGUACCGACUAUCUGAUAGCAGGCCAGGAGGACUCUAGGAGCAGCAAACUUCUUGUGAACAUGAACAGCCUGGUGAAACCCUGGAAAGCACAUCUGGGAAAACAAGUGGCAGAUAUUCUCCGAACAGGGUGCAAGUAACUUCAGCUUCAGAAAUUACAGUGAUGAACUUUGCCUUUUAGUAACACUGCAGUGAAAGGUGUAGCUAGCUCCUAUGUUCCCAGUGAACGUGCUCCUAGCUGAAGUGAUGAAGGUGGGCUCACCACCCUUUCUCCUUUCAUUUCCGUAGAGAAUGCUGGGACAUGACUGCUUUCUUUUCCAAAAUGCACAGACUUAUCACAUAGCAUCAUCCAUAGGUUACAGUUUUUAAUUUCAGCCUGAUUCCGUGUACCCAGAGAAUCAUUUUACAAGGCAAAACUGAAGGUAUGGAUGUUUCCACACUUCCAGUCAGAGCCUGAUAUUAAUACAUAUAAGCUGAUUACAUAACACAUUCAUUACUUGGGUGUAGUUUUUUUUUUUACAUAAGUGACCACUAACAGGCAGCAAUUUCUUUCAGCUUCACAAGUGGCAUAAUACUAGAUAAGUAUGUUGAAUAUAAUAUCCAUCUAAAGCAGCUCAGAUAUUUUUAUUUACCAUCAGUGAUUAUGCCAGUAUAACAUGCUGCUUUCUAGAAAACAAUACAGUCAGAUGGCUGAACAGAAACAAACUAACACAGGACUCAUUUGGGACAAGGCUCUGUAGAUGUACUUUGCUAUCAUCAGUGCUUAGUGAUGAGCUCUGCUGCAGAAAGCUCCUUAUUACAAACUUGAUUCCAAAUCCAGCUCUUGCUCUCAUCUUGCUCUUUGCUGUAGUACUCAAAACUGUAACACCAGGCAAAAGUUGCACAGUGGUUACUACCAAAAAGCCUUAUGCUAGGAAAGAGCCAAAACGUGAUGAACUUUAGCUGCUCCUAUGUCGAGUUCAUAGUACCACAAAAGCUACAAAAGUAGGAGGUAAAUGGGUUGCUUGUAUUGCAUAUUAAAUGAGAUAGCUAUAGUUACUGUGAGAGCAACCUGGUAUUCAAACUGUGCUCAAGACCACUGACAUUUGAUUUGCACUUAGUGCUUUCAUUCUGCUUUAUUUCUCUUGGUCACUCUUGAGGUUAAAAUACUGAACUUCAAUCACCUUCUUACUGUACACGAGGAUUUUUCUCCUGCCCCACAGAAGUACAGGUGAGGUAACAUCUGCACUCUAGGUGGAAAUAGUCCUGUCCUGCAAAAGCAUUCUUUCUAAACCAAUUUUCCCCUACACCACAGUAAUGAAGAGGUAGCUAUUUUAAUCGUUCCCUAACAAAAUAUUUUGAAGAAAUUGUAGUUCUUGAUUUCUGCCCCUGAGACAAGGAAAUCAUGAUCAAACGGAGUUCAUUUAAACACAUCAUCUCAUUAAGUAAAGCAGAAAUGAUAAUGGAUCAGUCUAUACUUUCAGGUGGUCACAUGUGCUUCUUCUGCAUACAUCUUAUUCCACGCCUCCAAUUUGUCUAAUGCUCUCAAAAAGAGACACUACCUUAAUUUAGCACUCCUGAGUGUUACGUGGGAAAAUCCAAAGCUAAUGCAAAGGGAUGGCUGUUUUAGGCUACAGGUUUAUUCUCUUCAUCACUGGGAACCUGAAGAAUACAGCUUUGUUAAUUCUAAUUGUACCUGUUUUCCUUUUAACUCUGCAUUGGUUGAACAGCAGAAAAACCUUCAGGUCAUUUGGAAAUGGAUGGCAGGCAGGUAUUAAAAAAAAACAACACUGCUUUUCUGCUGACAGUGUAUAAAGUGUCUCUCUUUCCCCUUCCUUUCUCCCUUGCCAUAGAUUUUCUUUCCUUCUGUUUGUCUUACAAGCACUUCAUUAUUUAUUUGUUGUUGCUAAAGUGGUAUCCAACAAUGUGGCAUCUCCAACAAGCUAUUUAAUUAAUGCAAUAAAAAACUUUUUAAACAGGAUAUUUGGCUUAAUUUGAAAUGUCAGCGUAUAGAAGUUAGGAGCAUAACACUUCCUUUAUCAUCUUCAGUCUGUCUGAACAAGAAGACUGACUAGCUCUCUUUCAAACAGGAAUAAAGACAUGCUCAUGAAUUUCAGUGUUCUCAAAGGGCCUCUCACAAUAGGUGAAAAUUAGGUGUACGUUUAUAGCUAAAUUAAGGAACAUUCCUUUCAACACAGGUCAUUUUACCUGUGAGGCAUCUCAUUUACCGUGAUCGUAUUCCAUUGUGGUUCAUAGUCAGUACUGUAUUAAAGCAAACUUCCAUGUUUUAAUUUUUGUGCCAGAUUGGUGAUUUUGUGGGGAGCGUGAACAGCUUCACAGUUCCUUUUGGUGAGUGAAAAUUAUUUAGUAACGUGGUCAUUCAUGAUUAUUCCCAGCAGUUGCUAAUAGAAACACCAUUUGGAACACAAAUAUUGAUACCCUGGUAUGUUCUCCUAGUACUGCUGUAAUACUGUAAUGAUUACCUUACUGCAAACACAGCUGUGUGCAAAGACAGCUGUCAAAAUGUUGCACACUCAGAAAUGAGUGACAACCAUACGCACACAUUUUAGAGAGGUAUAAAGCAAAUGAGGUGGUGGGAGAGAGAGGUAACACCAAAAACAUUCAACAAAUUUAUUAUCCAAAUUUCCCAUUCUUUGAAUCUCUAAUUUAUUUGCUGGUGGCUAUAUAGAUAAGUUUCCCUCAUUGCCUCUGUUGGUCAGAAACAUGCACAUUUUGUUCCAAUUGCAAGCUCUCAUUUACUGGCUUCACAUGUACAUGAGAAAGUGCAGGAUGACUUACAGAAGCUGCUGCAUGUCUCUCAGAACAAGCAAACAUGGUCAUACAUAGCGAAUUUAAAAUAGAGAAGAUAUCUCUUUCCAAGAUGAAUUGUUUUGUAGGUCUGCAUGCAGUACCAAGUAUCUUUCAAUCAUCUCUGUGAUUGUCUCUCUUAGGUGGCACAAUAGUAUAAAUAAUACUAAUACAGAAAAGAAGAUGCAUUUGCCUGUACAGAAGUGGCUGUACUGUUUCUUACAGUAGAAAAAAGGACCCUCUUAAAGAUACCUUUGUGAACAACCCUACAAUGCCCAAAUUGAUAAAGCGUCUUAUGAGCAGUGGCAAUCACAUACUAAACAAUAGCAGCAAUGUAUCACUUGGAAAUCCUGCAUAAGGAUUAAAUAAAAGCAUCUGGCCACAAGGAAAGGCUGGAAAGUUGUAAAAAAAUGCAUAAAAGUGCAGGUAGUCACCUGAAGGAGAAGCACAUGCAACUUUCCACACAACAGCAACAAACAUGGUAUUGUUGCUCAGAGCAGUUCUGUAACAGCUGUGCAGCACAUCUGUCCAUGAGCAAAUGACCAUUCUUACAACAUGCACCUUUAAAACAUGGAAGCAGUUCAUUAAAAGGCGAGUGCUGAGCUUUAGUUCCUGUGUGGUAACAUACCAUCACUAAUGCUUCAUCUUCUGCUCUUGGCAAAUGGUCAAGAAGGAAAAUAGCAGAACUUUGUGCAGUGCACUUCUGGAAAUAGUUCACUGCUAUAAAGAGCAAAUUUUCUCUGUAACAUUCACCAUGACUCAUGACUUUUCCAUGCUGCUUGAUGUAAGUUUUCACUGAGUUGAUAUAAUUUAUACAAAGUGCUCUCUGAAGACCCCCAAACCUGGAAGAGUUAGUGUGUUAUUUGUUACAUGUUGUAGCACAUUCUCUUUUGUACUUAAAACAUCAAUUAAAAAUAUUCAGACAUUUACAUUGAUGUCUGGUUUGGGAUCUGUUUUUAGAAUUUUGAACCACACAAUCCUCAGACUACAUGCACAUUAAUACUUUUUAAGUUAAUAAACCACAAUGAUUACAGAAAUCAUCGAGGCUCUUGCUUCAAUAAUAUCAAGCACAGAGUUUCGCAAAUGCAGAAAAGCAUUUAGCAAAUAAGGCAACCGCAUUAUAUGUCUUAUACUGAGGAUCCUGUGGGAAAAAAAAAUGUACAUUUUGUAUGAUGUACAGAAUGUACAGAAUACAAACAAAACAGGAGCUGUUAAUUUAUGCUAGUUCAACAAUUAAUCAAAAUUCAACACUGCAUGUACCUACACUUAAGAUUCCAAAGUGUUUAAUUCCCUAUCAAAAUAAAUACAUCAGAUCUGAUAAGGUUUAAAGAGAUGCCAAGUUCUUAACUCCUCCUUUGCAUGUAGUUAAUUUGAGGGUUACAAGGCAUGCAAACAGAAAUGCAUGAGGUGUAGGCAGAAGAUGCCUUCUCCAUAAAUGCUCAGAGUGUAGAAGUCUGAAUUGCUGGUUCCCAGGCUUAAAGCCAAACCCAAUCUGUCACCAGAGAUGUAUCUUUGCAACUCUUUGUAACACCUGAUCUUACUCUCUGAUGCACUUUAACAAGUUCAUAUCUUAGCUGUGUAUUUCUAUUGAGACAACUGUACCCUUAAGGCCUAACCUUCAUUCCUCACACAGAAAUGACAUGAUGAGUAUCAUCAUCCCGCUUUUGUCUUACAGCUUUGUGAUGAGAAAUAUUAUGAUAUACUGCCUCCAGAUGCACAAGUCUGAGUACUGGAUUAUGUUAUCUGUCAUGGAAGCACUAUACCUGACACAGAGCUGCUACUCAGUGCCAAUGCACAGGGACAACGUACAGAACAGACUCUGGUAGCCUGGAUUUUCAGAACUGCAGCCUCUGCACCUGAGAAACUGUAAAGCCUAACUUUGAAAUUACCAACUCAUUCGUAAUUUGGCUCUUUAUGAGAAAAAAAAAAAUAAAAAUCACAAGCAUUGAAGGUAUUUCAAUCUUUAAGUGCACUGAUAACACCUGUUAACAUGGGUACAAACUCCUAAUACAGAAACACAAUGGGUAUAAACAGAAUUCUGAACCAGAACAGCAUUAGAAAUGCAAACUACCAGCUCAAAAUCCAACAGACAAAUUUGCCAUCCUUACUUGUCCCAUGCAGUACCAAAUGAGAGCGAUACCAGCUAGAUCCAACUUAGUUCAUUUUCAGACUCUGCACUCUGUCCCAAGGAGAAAGAAGUGAGGGACCCAUGGGCCAGAAUAGAGAACAGAGCCAACACCAGUAAGGACAAAGGUGACUGCCUGCAGGGGGAUGAAAAGAUAGUGUUAUUUGGGAACAUAUGAGGAGACAACAUAGAAAAGGUACAGGGUGGAAGCAGCAACACUCAACAGCAAGAAAAAGCUUAGAAAACACGGUGUAGAAAUCAAACAUUCCUCUCUCAUCCAGCACACUAAGAAAGGUAAUGAGCUUAUUUAGGGUGGAUUCUUUCACCUUCUUAAGACGCAUAAGAGACAUGUCCUUUUAUGAAAAACAAAUGAACAGGACCCAUCAUCAGAUCUGGUACAGCAAAUCCUACGUGCAAUUAUCCUUCAAAAUCAGUGCGGCAUCCCGGUUAAUCUGCAAUGUGCAAUCAUUACAAAUCUUCCUGUGCUUUGUUUUGGCUAUAACAGGGCCUUCAUGAAUGGGCCGCUCACUGAUUCAUCAAGUCUAGACUGUAACGUGCUAUUUUUACUUUAUUUUUAAUAAAAUACAUUUGCUUUUUAUCUAGAGAUUGCCUUUCCAAUCUGACUCUGGCUCCUGACCUAUGCUAAAGAACACGGGAUCCACUAGAGGAAACAUACAAAAAGAAACAAAGGAAAAGUCUAAGGGUUCUUGAGGAAGGAAAAGUUAGCAGCAAGUGGGAGAAAAUCAGCUCUACGUGAGGCAGCUGUGGCCAUACAUUCCACCUCUGGGGGAAACUUGCCACCUCAAGUUUAUUUUCUUUCAGUUCCAAAAAACUUUUUGUGUAUCAAGGAGCAGCAGAGACUGCGCUCCCCAUAACAAGCAGGACAAAAGGUCCAUUGUGAUUUCAAUUAAAUUAGCAAAUGGCAAAAAAUUAAGCAACAUUCCAAGCAUUUUAGUGUGUUGCAUGGGGCUACUUUCGGUGGAUAUAAAUGCAUGAAAAGGCCUUUCCAGCCUGAAUGCACAGGGUACUCUAUAAUCAUAAGCCCUUGUGCUUCUGGCAGUGAUGGGUGCAAAAUCCAAGGCAAGCUUUUAGUAAUGCUAUUAAUAUGUUAAUAGCUGCUGCCUAAAAUGCACAGUGUAUAAGAGCAGUUACAAUCUACAUUUAAUAAUACUUAAUUCUUCAGUAUUUUAGCAGUCUUUGACCUAUUUAUUGAUCUUCAUAGUAUCAAGAUACACCAGCAUUUGAGAGACAAGUUUUCCCUACUUCUUUCAUGCUCAGCCGGAGAACUGGAACUCUAGCAUCUUGCCCUUACCCUGUACACUCAGAACUGGUCUACAAUGAAUAACAAGACUUCAUAACUUCAUGCUUGAGCUAUGAAUUCAACAGAAAACAAAACACAUGGUUUGACAUUUAAAAUAGUUUAAUGUUUGGUAGAGUCUUGCAUUAGUGGGAAAGAACAGUAACAUCAACUUUAUAAUCACUGCUGCAUUUCUUCACUCUUCAUUUACUGGGGGUCUUUUCUCUUGUCAGGAAAAACAUCAGCUCCAGAGGGGUUAAGAGCAGUUUAAAAAAACCACAACAGCAGACAGGCUAGUACUGUUCUACAAAAUGAACUCAUGUCCAGUGAAUAGAGCCGAUUAAGAAUAAAUGACAAACUGCUGGUAGCUUCUGUACACUGUCCCACACUAACAGUGUUAGAAUUUUAAUGAGAGGUAAAACGAGUCUAAGAAGCAUAUACUACCCUUUUUUCUUCCCUAGGAAUAAGAAAGUAGGUUCUACGCAUUUAGAUAGCAACUUUCCUCAAAGAGAUUCAUUGACAUGUGAUCAGAUAAGUGUCUUAGAUGAACAGGAGACAUUGCUGUAAGGCUUAACAAGGACAUUCUCAGUAAGAACUGGAUAGGAUCUAGAUCUUGUUUCCACACAGCCCUGCCAGAUUGCCAGAUGUAACCAUCCUUAAAAUAAACUGCAAGAUAUACAUCUCCCUCUUGACACCUCUAUGUACUGUACUGCUACUGCAAGGAGCAAAGCUAACAAAGGUCACUUUCAUAUCUGAAACAAAAUAAACUGCAAGAUAUAUAUCUUCCUCUUGACACCCCUAUGUACAGUAUUGCUACUACAAGGAGCAAAGCUAACAAAGGUCACUUUCAUAUCUGAAACAAGGUUAUACCUGCAGGAAGGUUACUGAACACAAGUUAAAGUCUGCACUUUGGAAUGGAGAUAGUAUAGCAUAGCAAAGUAAAACUCUCAUGAACACAUUUGUUUUUAUAUUUUGUUUUAGGAUAGAGAGCAACUAACAGGCAGAGAAUUAAAUAAAGGUUAGUUAUACAGAAAGCUUCCCUCCAAUGAAUCCCUUUUGACAUGACACACAGAAGAAGGACACGGUAAUGCAUGUAUAACACCUCUAGAACUCCAUGCAAGUGAUUUCUCAAAACCAUUUAAAUUUACUACUCACCCCCAAGAUUCAGAAGCUCCCUCAUGGUGGAGACAGAACCAAUACAUCAGUUAUAUAAAGCUAAGAAAUACAUUAGAACAAGACAGCAUUAUAUAGCUCCAAACCUUUGUAUCCAGACAAAAGGAAAAAAAAAGAAAAAAAACCUUAUCUGCUUAUUUCACAAGCUUGCCACAAAUUGCUAGAGAUCAUUCUAUCAUCUUUAUGACAUGCUAAAAUAACCACUGAUUGAUUUCAGACUUCAAAUUGGACUAUAGAAGGAAAACCAUAUCAACAAACAAAGUAAUGUUGGGAAACAGAAUAGAAACAAGGAGUUACAUUAACUGCACAGACCAACGCAUUCACUUUAUAGGCAAAAAAAAAUAUAUAUAUAUAUAUGUUAUAUCUGUAUUAUAUAUCUGUAUAUAUCUGUAUAUAUCUGUAUAGCAGACAACGUGCAAUCAUGUAGUCUGGGAAUAAAAAAAAAACAAACCAAAAAUCCUAAAUACAGAGAUGGACAGGAAAUUUCUAUGCAAAUUCUGUAAUACUUUCAAGGGAUAUAAAAUGGUCAAGAGACAACUUGACCCUAAAACUGCACAAUCAAGGCCAGCUGCAGAGUCCUCUUCUUUCCUUAUCUUCAUGGAUAUAGCAAAGAAGUAGAAACGUAUUUACACAUGAUCUGCCUAAUUCCUAACCUUUUACUGAAGUGCAAGCAUUUUAUGUUUUGCACACAGCUGCUAGAAGUACUCAUUACAGAGGAUAAAUCUCUUGCUGAGCAUAGAGGCAAUGUGGGAAAGAAAAGCAAAGCAGAAGAAAUAAGACAAACAGUUCUCAGAACAGAGUAUCCCUUCUCAAACUGUUCUUGCUUCUUCACAAAUAAUGCAUUGGAUUUCCAUUUGAACAACCAAAAGCUUGAGUGCAUAUGACUUUUUUUUUUUUUUUGUAUUUGGUGCCCAGUGUUUAUCUGAUUGCCUAAGAUUUCAUUUUCAUGGUCCAGCUGCCUCUGUGCCAAGGUUUAUCACUGCUGCUUUUGUGCCCAUUUACUCAGGUUAACUUGGCAUUUGUUUUCCUGCACACUGAAGAGUCAUGGUGAGAAGCUCUGCCACAUUUUGUUUCUUUUAAAGGGCGAGAUGCUGAGUGCCUGCCAUCCACCCCCUCAGAACCGAGCUGUCAGUCACCUCAUGCUCUCUUAGAUGUUUUUUUAAAGGAUUCAUCUGCUGUACCAAAAUAUAAAUGGUUCAUACAAAUUCUGGAAUUCAAAAGAAAUUUCCCUCAAACAUUCGGAAGCAUUCAGAAACAACUUAUCCAAGAAAGAUACCAGAACAUAAUAAGGAAGCAAUGUUUCUGAGCACUCAGGACUGCCGCCCAUCAAGACAGACGAGCAUUUAAACAUUAUUCCAUUUACUGGCCCUGCAUCUUUUUAUACUUUGGUUAAGUUAAUGAAGACACUUAGAGGGAAUGUGCAGCGAACAAACUGAAGCCACUGGGAAAACUUGUUUUGUAAUGUAACUCUCAUAGCCCAAGGAUUGCAAUGAAAGAAAAAACUUGUAGCAUUUCCUUAUCCACAGGUAUUAAACUAUAGUGAAUGGCUAUUAAAUUAUUUGCAUCUCUAAAGUAAUUCCCACAUGGUUCACUAGCUGUUCAGCUUCUCUAUAGCACUACUGACAGUGCUUUACAUUUUUUUUUAUGUCUUUUUUUGGGUAUGGGAAAAAAAGAAUGGGAAUAGAAUAAAACUCAAGCAAUUGAUCAUCACAAUAGACAAACCCAUUCAGUCUGUUUACAAUGAAGUAGAAAUCUCAAAUACAAAUAGCCUUAGUUUAAAAAACAACAAACAACAGCAUUCAAUGAAGGUAAAAAGUAAAUACUUUUUAAUAUGUACUUAAGUCACAGUAUUUGUUUUGAGAUCUUUACACCAGGUGACAUUUUCACUGCAUUCUCAACGUAUUUUCUAAGAGCCUGUCUAAAUACUGAAGGGGCAGACCUUAACUAAGGGAAAACAAAAACUGUGCUGACAAACAUAAAGCUAACGAUCAGCAUUCUUUCCACUCAUUUAUAUCAAUGUUUGUACAAGUAUUUUCCAAAAUUUAAAAGCCAUCAUAAUAAACAAAUGAAAUCACACAUUUUUUUGUUUUGUUUUCUUUUUGCAGACCUUACCUGAUGUCAGUACAAUGUAAUCAUCAUCUAAUCUUACACAUUUUAGGUUUAAGUCAUUUUCACAUCCUGCAUCAUCAUGGCAAAAAAAAAAAUCAUUAAGGAAAAACAAUCAUUUAA
Molecule: messenger RNA, 12463 nt
Organism: Lagopus muta (rock ptarmigan)
Lineage: Eukaryota; Metazoa; Chordata; Aves; Galliformes; Phasianidae
Product: netrin-4-like
Exons: 10
Coding region: 1076-2992 (638 amino acids)
Biological process (GO): substrate adhesion-dependent cell spreading; basement membrane assembly; cell migration
Cellular component (GO): laminin trimer
Molecular function (GO): protein binding
Source: RefSeq, a predicted model, not a curated record